UCAGAUGAGAAUAUUCUAGGGCAUUCGUGCUGUUGGUAAUUACGAGCUUUUGUAUUGGCUGAAGUUCUCCCACGUCUUCAUAGCAUAUAUUAGAAGGGGACUAUGCGGCCUGUGGGCCUUAUUGUGUGGUGGUAUGACAAGAACCUCCUUUCACUUUGUGCGACUUAACUCUGGGGUUGUGCUAUAUUGCACGGGGAAUUUAUCUCCGUAGGACUUUUUAUAAUGCCUCGAUGUUUGGCUUGUAAUAUUUCAUGGCAGGUAUCUGAAUAUCUCUGAAAAAUCACUAUGAAGUUUGUCCUCGUUUUGAGCAUCGUAGCAGCGGUAGUGAUCGUAUAUGCUCAAGUAGAGGAAUAUGGCAAGUGCGGAGGACAAGGAUAUAGUGGCUCAAUAGCAUGCGUGUCCGGCUAUUUCUGCCAGUAUCAGAAUCAGUGGUAUAGUCAAUGUGUACCAGGAGCAGUAACGACUCUUAUCACCACGAAAACCUCUCAUACAAAUACAGUCACAUCGGCGUUGCCAAGCUCGUCAUCUACCAAGACACCAGUCCCGGGCACUUACGUUAAGACCAAAGGCCUCAAAUUUACCAUUGAUGGUGUGACAAAGUACUUUGCUGGAACUAACUCAUACUGGAUUGCGUUCCUCACCAACAACGCUGAUGUGGAUCUUGUUCUCGACCAUAUGAUCACCUCCGGCUUAAGAAUUCUUCGUAUCUGGGGUUUCAACGAUGUCAACACCAUUCCAGGCUCCGACACGGUCUAUUUCCAAUACCUCUCUGCCGGUACCGCAACUAUCAACACUGGAGCCAACGGCCUCCAGCGUUUGGACUACGUCGUCAAAGCAGCCGAGGCUCGGGGCAUGAAGCUCAUUAUCAAUUUCGUCAAUAAUUGGAAUGAUUAUGGCGGCAUCAACGCAUAUGUCAACGCAUAUGGAGGGUCGAAGACUAGUUGGUACACGAAUACAGCAGCACAAGGUCAGUACAAGGCAUAUAUUAAGGCUGUGGUAUCACGGUAUAUUACAUCUACAGCCAUAUUUGCCUGGGAGCUAGGAAACGAGCCCAGGUGCAAUGGAUGCGAUACAUCCGUAAUCUACGACUGGGCGACAUCCACCAGUCAAUACAUCAAGUCGCUCGAUAGCAAUCAUCUGGUCACACUUGGAGACGAGGGUUUCGGUCUCCCCGGCGACGGUAGCUAUCCCUACACCUACAGCGAAGGUGUAGACUGGAUCAAGAACCUAGGUAUCUCAACCCUUGACUUUGGAACUUUCCACUUAUACCCUUCAUCCUGGGGUACAACAAACGAAUGGGGCAACUCAUGGAUUACUACCCACGCAGUUGCUUGCCAGGCAGCCGGAAAGCCGUGCCUCUUUGAAGAAUACGGCAUAACCCUUGCAUCUGAUAAAUGCUCGGUGGAAGGCAAAUGGCAAAACACGUCUCUCGCCACUACCGGCAUAGCUGGUGAUCUAUUUUGGGACUUCGGAGAUACCAUCUCCAGUGGCAAAACAUCUGAUGACGGGAAUACGAUCUUCUAUAAUACUGCAGAUUGGACGUGCCUCGUUACUAACCAUGUCAAGGCGAUUGGAUAGAUCUUCCAUCCUGUAUUUAGGCAUGGGUAUCAUAAGUCCUACGUAGGUAUAGGAAGAUAUCCAUGACGAAUACCAACAUGAGGAUUUAACUUUUCCUUCAAGUCCCCUGGGGCUGCUCUUGCACAAAUACAACAAUCCUUCUAGAGCAUGACGAGUGGUACGAUGCCUAGUGCGUGUAAUUUGCCCAGCUCUGGUGUCAAG
This is a messenger RNA of Pseudovirgaria hyperparasitica, 1779 nucleotides long. RefSeq names its product putative mannan endo-1,4-beta-mannosidase F. Gene Ontology annotation, cellular component: extracellular region. Bases 286 to 1578 code for a protein of 430 amino acids. The record is from RefSeq and is a predicted model, not a curated record. Gene Ontology annotation, biological process: carbohydrate metabolic process. NCBI's taxonomy places the organism in Eukaryota, Fungi, Ascomycota, Dothideomycetes, Acrospermales, Acrospermaceae. Gene Ontology annotation, molecular function: cellulose binding; hydrolase activity, hydrolyzing O-glycosyl compounds. The transcript is spliced from 7 exons.